Doryrhamphus excisus (bluestripe pipefish) is the source of this 5212-nucleotide messenger RNA. RefSeq names its product transferrin receptor protein 1. NCBI's taxonomy places the organism in Eukaryota, Metazoa, Chordata, Actinopteri, Syngnathiformes, Syngnathidae. The record is from RefSeq and is a predicted model, not a curated record. Gene Ontology annotation, cellular component: external side of plasma membrane. Gene Ontology annotation, biological process: intracellular iron ion homeostasis; iron ion transport.
AACCAGAUAUAAGCAGCAGGACCAGGCAGCAUGUGCUGAAGGACACACUCGGCUAACAGACCACCAUUGCUAGAAAGCAGCAAGAAGGGGAAACUUGGUGUUGUCAGACGACCAAAGACGAUUUACGAUAAAAGAAGACUUCUGUCAAGCAACGAUGGACCAGGCCAGGUCAACAAUAUCAAAAAUAUUCAAUGGGGAACCACACUCGUACACACGUUUCAACUUGACCCAGAACAUGGAAGGCGACAACAGCCAAGUGGAGAUGAAGCUGUCGUCCGACAUGGAAGAAGAAGUCGGAGGAAAUGGAGUGGGAGCCCAUCUCAGUCAUAACGGCAACCACAAAUCCUACAUGAACUCCAAGUUUGGACGCACACCAAAGAACCUUUGCUUUAUGGUUGCCACCAUCUUCCUCAUCUUGAUCAUCGGGUACUUGAUCGGCUAUCUGGUCCAUGGGAAAACCGAUUCGCCUCCCAGCUGCGCAGCAUCCGCGCAACUUCCUGAUGUGCCGGUCAUCCACGAGACUGGAGCUGCUCCCGUCAUGAACUGGGAGAAGGUCAAGGAUGAGCUUGCUCAGAAACUGACGACAUCGAACUUCAAAACCGUCUUUAGUGAUUUUUCCCUUGCGAGCCAUCGGGCUGGUUCUUCAGGUGAUGACGCCUUGGGAGACAAAGUGGUCAGGACGUUUAAAGAAUAUGGCAUGAAAACCUGGACUGAUGAGCACUUUGUCAAAGUGCAGGAUCCUCCGCUUUCUGGCUAUAACAAAAUUAUUUUCAAGAAUGGCCCAGAGGAGCGUCAAAAUGGAUUUCUUUCCUACAGUGCCAAUGGAAAAGUGCAGGGAGCUAUUCUGUACGCCCACUAUGGACAGGAAAGUGACUUUCGAUUGCUGCGGGACAGAAACAUCAACAUGAGUGGCAGAGUUAUGUUGAUCAGAGCUGGACUGAUCAGCUUUGCAGAAAAAGUAGCCAAUGCUGCCAAAAUGAAGGCCUCUGCUGUGUUGAUCUACCAAGACGCCACGGAUUACCCUACCGACGAGACCACUCAACUCUUUGGUCAUGUCCAUUUGGGUUCAGGGGAUCCCUACACCCCUGGCUUUCCCUCCUUCAACCACACCCAGUUUCCACCUGCCCAGUCCUCCGGCCUGCCAAAUAUCUUGGCUCAAACUAUCAACACGCGCACGGCCACCAACAUUCUCAGACAACUGGGGGGUCAGAAUGUCCCGGAAGAGUGGGGAGGUUUCAACAAACUUGGUAGCGACAGCGAUGUCGUCGCUGUGGAGGUCAACAACUAUCUUGUUGAGAAAAAAAUCAACAAUGUCUUUGGCGUCAUCAAGGGCUUUGUGGAUGCAGAUCGUUACGUGGUCAUUGGUGCCAAAAGGGAUGCCUGGGGUCCGGGUUUUGCCGCGUCAACCGUCGGAACCAGUGUCCUGGUGGAACUGGCUCGUUCCAUCUCAAGAAUGGUAAAGAAGGGCGGCUUCAAACCAAGGAGGAGCAUUGUGUUUGCUAGUUGGAGUGCUGGAGAAUACGGGAGUGUUGGCGCCACCGAGUGGCUGGAGGGCUAUGUGUCAUCUCUUAGUAUGAAGGCCUUCUCUUACAUCAACCUUGAUGGCAUUGUAACAGGUCACAGUGGCUUUAAAGUAUCAGCCAGUCCUAUGAUGUACACUUUGAUUGAACGCACUCUCAAAGAGGUGAAACUUCGGAAUGAGGCCGUGCCCCUAUUCUCUCAGUUUGGAAAGGACAACUGGCAAGCUAAUGUGUUGGAACCCCUGCAGAUGGAUAACGCUGCUUAUCCUUUCAUCGCCUUCUCUGGAAUCCCAUCUGUGUCUUUUAGAUUCACGUCUGGUAAUUUAGACUAUCCAUAUUUUGGCACGUUACUGGACACCCAAGAAAAGCUGAUUUCUAUCACGUCCAACCAGCAUCUACAGCUGGUUGAAGCCGCCGCCAAAUUUGCAGGCCACAUCGCGCUGAGGCUUGUCCACGACCAUCUGCUGCCGAUGGACCUGCUGAAGUACGACAAGGUUAUUCGUUCUCACGUGAUUCAGAUCAACAAGAAAGUGGAUACCGUUGAGAGGAUGCAGCCUCAUCUCCUACCCAUGUCAAUGCAGUGGCUGUUCUCAGCCGCCAGCUCCUACAGCCGAGCUGCUCGUAACCUGAUGACCGAUAUUAAAAAUAGCGACUUGGAGGACGUUGAGAUGUGCCGCAUAUACAAUGACCGCAUCAUGUCGGUGGAGAGGAACUUCUUAUCAGCGUAUGUGUCCGCCAAAGAAAGUCCUUUCCGCCACAUCCUGCUCGGCUCUGGUCCACACACACUGAAGGGGCUGUCCGACCACCUUGACUCCCUCAGGACCGACAACCCACCAGCGACCACAGAUGAGUUUCGAAACCAGUUUGCCUUGGCAACCUGGAUGCUUCAGGGAUGUGCCAACGCACUAGCAGGCGACAUUUGGCCGUAUGAUAACGACAUGUAAUAAGUAAUUGUUUUUUCACAUGGUCCUGAUUGUGAAAAACUAUAUUACGUAAAAUUGAAUAAUAAUAAUAAUAAUAAUGAUGAUGAUAAUAAUAAUAUAUACCAGGUAAAAGCUGCCUCAUCUCUCUUUACUCUUUAAUUAAAGAUGACAAGGCUUUUCACUUUAACAACUUUAACACAGUAUUUUCUUAAACGUUCUGUUUUGCCGAAAGAAGGUUUGCUGAAAACAUUGGUGCUAUUGUAUUUAUAUUCAUUGCUACUGCAAAAUUCAAACCGUAUCACACAAAUGCCAGUACUUUAACUUGCAGACUUGCAAAACAACAAACGGGCAUUAUGAUUCCAUCAAGUCAUUGUUUUGCGUCUGCUCUAAUAACAUCUAAUAACAGUCAUUUGCAAUAAAUUGAAUGGAAUCGAUAACAGCUACAAUAGAUGAGGAACAUCUAGGCACCAUUUGAUCCAUGUGCUGCACUGAUGACAUUAAAAAAAAAAGUCCAAUAAGAAAAAAAUUACAAAAAAAAACACUGAAACAGAAAACUAUUUAUUGUAUUAUUUAUUUAUCAGUGGCAGGGUUCACUAUAAAUAGUUUUUUUUAUAUGACCUUUUAUAGAAAAUGUAUAAUUAUCGGAAGCAGUGCCUUCCAUAAUUAUGACAGUUAUACUGUCGAAAUGACAAAAGCAGCAUCUGCUUAAAAGAAGCGCCAACGCACCGAGGAGCGCAGUUUUUUUUAAAACACUGGAGUCCUCAUCAGAGCUCAUGUGCUGAUGUAACGCUUCCCAUCUUGACAAGCAUUAUCGGGAGCAGCGUCUUCCAUAAUGGGGAAACCAAGAAGGUAGUUUUUGCCUACCAACGUGUGUCUGUAUCGGAGGCAGUGCCCUCCAUAUUUCACUGUAGGGGGUGGAUUUUUUAUAUUAUCGGGAACAGUGUUUCCCAUAAUCUUUGUAUAUACAGUCGCUCAACUUUACUAGUUUAUGUACUUUCUUGCCACGUCCAAUGAAGGCUGCAUUUUUCUGCUCACAGUUAUCAAAACCGUUUUUUUAAUAGCAUUUUAUUUGUAUCAAAUCAAUCAGAAUACACUCCUGAUUAAAAUUAUAAGGCCAGUUACAUUUUUGUAUAUCAUGGAGGUUCUAAGUAGAGCUUCAAAAUGCAAAAAGAAGAAAUGGGAAUGAGACAACCCCCCCAAAAAUCGAGUAAUAAAAAAUGUAGUUUGAAGACCACGGCCUUUAAAAGCUUGUCAUUUUCUGUCAAGUGUCACAUUGUCCUGAUGGCAAAGGCAAAACAGCUUUCUCUCUUUAUAAGGAAGACCUCCAGGAAGAUCCUUUUGGCUGUCACACGUGACUGUUAUCGUCAUCAAUGCCACAAACCUUCCAAAUAUACAAACAACACGGGACAUUGAAAGGUGGAAGAUAAAAAGCUUUCUCUCUUUGAACGUGAUUGGAUUGUUGAGCCGUACAAGCAAGGCCUUUCGCAGCCAGAGGAUCCUAUUGGCUGUCUGUCAAGACAUGUGACCGUUAUUGUCAUCAAUGACACAAACCUUCCCAAUACACAAACAACACGGGACAUUGAAAGGUAGAAGAUAAAAAGCUUUCUCUCUUUGAACUCGAUUAGAUUGUUGAGCCGCACAAGCAAGGCCUCUCGCAGCCAGAGGAUCCUAUUGGCUGUCAAGACACCGAACCAUUAUCGUCAUCAAUGCCACAAACCUUCCCAAUACACAAACAACACGGGACAUUGAAAGGUGGAAGAUAAAAAGCUUUCUCUCUUUGAAUGCAAUUGGAUUGUUGAGCCGCACAAGCAAGGCCUCUCGCAGCAGGAGGAUCCUAUUGGCUGUCUGUCAAGACACCAAACCAUUAUUGUCAUCAAUGCCACAAACCUUCCCAAUACACAAACAACACGGGACAUUGAAAGGUGGAAGAAAAAUGUAACCUUGCUAGUUUUGAUGGCUUCCAACGUUACUGGCAUGAUAAGGAGAUCGAAUUGUCUUCCACACGGCUCAGUAAUUGCACCUUCAUGAUCUGUCAAAAGCUCACUCUUUUGGACCAUCAUGCAUGUUCACCUGAUUAAAUCAAAUUGAGAACAUUUGGGGGUCAAAGAAAAAUUCCCACUAGCCUGCUGGAAACACUGGCAUCAAACACACCCAAAUGCCAAAACGUAUGCCACUUCCAUUUUGUCCUUUUCCAUUUUGAAGCUGUACUUCGAAACUCUUUGGUUCAACUGGUCUUGAAAUUACAAUCAGGAGGGUAUGUGACGGAUCUAGACGAUCGGAGUAACAUUUGUGUUUGACCUUCCUUUUGGGUGUGUAAAGGUCACAUGUGCCUUUUCUCUCAUUACUGCAUCGCUGCUUCUUCUACUUACCAGUGCUGAAAGUGUUAAUUCUAAGGGUAUAGCAUUAGAAUUUGAUUAGUUACAUUUCUGUAUGCAUGUCCUUGGGUGGGUGUUUUUUACGACUGUUCCGCCACAAUCAAAAGUUACUGACUCAAAAGCUGGUCUUGCCAUCCAUCACACAUAUUGACUCAGUAAGUUAAGCUACCAAUCAAAAGAGAACAAGUGAAAUGAUUUAUAUGUCAUUUAUAUACUAAACUAAAUCAGGUUGCACGUAGAGCAUAAAAAAAAAUCGUGUCAUUGUUUUUAGCACGGUAGCCUUACGAUGAUGUGGUGUUCAGGGCUCAACGUGGCAAAUCAGUGUAUUUUCUUCCUAAAUGUUUUGUGUGCCAUGUUACAGUUCUGUUUCUGCAAAUAAACAAUCAUCUCAUAA